This is a messenger RNA of Betta splendens (Siamese fighting fish), 2635 nucleotides long. It is a transcript of the gene stx16, whose product is annotated as syntaxin 16. The record is from RefSeq and is a predicted model, not a curated record. The transcript has 9 exons. Gene Ontology annotation, molecular function: SNAP receptor activity; SNARE binding. The coding region runs from base 335 to 1303 and encodes 322 amino acids. NCBI's taxonomy places the organism in Eukaryota, Metazoa, Chordata, Actinopteri, Anabantiformes, Osphronemidae. Gene Ontology annotation, cellular component: endomembrane system; SNARE complex; membrane. Gene Ontology annotation, biological process: vesicle fusion; vesicle-mediated transport; intracellular protein transport.
UUACGCAAGUGUUUACGUUUAUGUUUUACUUCCGUAGCUCGCUAGAUGCGGAAUAUCGCUGGCUGUCUGGCAUUAAAUCCAGCAUUUUAGAGUAAAUUCGAGAUCAUGUUUAUUAGUUUUAACUUAAGUAUUAGAGUUGCUUAGCAGAUAGUUAUGUUUAAAGUCGCUUGAUGUCCGUUGUUGUCGCGGUGUCGCGAGAUUCAUCAUAGUUUCUUACGGGCAAACCUGAUUCUAGCUAAGCGUGUUAGCAACGGCUCAGCGGCAGUGAGGAUCAUUUGUACAAUCAUCGCCUGUAUUAAAUUAGGUGUAAACUUAGAUUUAAAGCUAGACAGUCAUGGCUACUAGGCGUCUGACCGAUGCCUUCUUGUUAAUGCGGAACAAUGCAAUCCAAAACCGGCAGAUAUUGGCUGAGCAAGUGAGUACAUACGACCCCCGUCUGAGUACACGUAGCAAUGCUGCGGAGCUUGAUGAGUUGGCUGAUGAUCGAAUGGCUCUGGUGUCAGGCAUCAGUCUGGAUCCUGAAGCUGCUAUAGGAGUGACUAAAAAGCUGCCUCCAAAAUGGAUAGAGGGGGUUGAUGAGAUUCAGUAUGAAAUCACACGGGUUCAGCAGAAGAUGAAGGACCUGGCCUUACUUCAUGACAAGCAUAUGAACCGUCCCACACUGGAUGACAGUAGUGAAGAAGAGCAUGCCAUAGAGAUCACCACUCAGGAGAUCACACAGAUGUUCCAUCGAUGCCAAAGAGCUGUGACAAGUUUGCAGUGUCGCUAUGGCCACUGCACCGAGCAGGAGGAACGACUACUAAGAAAUGUAGUGUCGUCUCUGGCGCAGAGCCUGCAGGAGUUGUCCACUAACUUCAGGCACACACAGUCCAGCUACCUAAAACGUAUGAAGAACCGAGAGGAAAGAUCAAAGCACUUUUUUGACUCGGGACCUUUAAUGGAAGAGGACGAGGAUUUAGCUCUUUAUGACAAAGGCUUCACAGAUGAUCAGCUGAUGAUGGUUGAGCAGAACACCGUAAUGGUAGAAGAACGGGAGCGGGAGAUCCGACAGAUCGUGCAGUCCAUCUCUGAUCUCAAUGAGAUUUUCCGGGACCUGGCCGGAAUGGUUGUGGAACAGGGCACCGUACUUGACAGAAUUGACUUCAACGUGGAGCAGGCCUGUGUGAAAACUGAUGAUGGACUGAAACAGUUACAAAAGGCGGAACAGUAUCAGAAGAAAAACAGAAAGAUGCUGGUCAUUUUGAUUCUCACUGUCAUAGUCAUUGUUCUAAUAAUUAUUCUUUUUGGAACAAAGUUUAAAUAAUGCAUUACUCUGGCUUUUGUUUUCUGUUUGGGUAUUUGUUGUGCAUUCGUGUGGACUUUGUCUCAGUUCUGCUCAAAACAAAGCCGACUGCUUUUCAUACCUACUGGGAAACGUCCAGAUGUCUCCACGGGUCUGUGGUUGAUAUUUUAUUGAAAGAAACAAUCAGUCUGUUGGAACUGUGGCUAUUUUAUCAAGUGACUGCAACAAAGGUUUAUCAAACCAAACCACGCUGACAAAAAAGUCUUAAUCAGAAAAAAACACUUGGUGGUGUGAAAUCAUGGACGAUCGAUGUUAAAUUGCUAAAGCAGAGGAAGCUCUGCUUGAACUUGAAGCACGAGUUGUGAUGUUUGUUGUUCAUUUCUGUUUAAUAUCAUUGCAAACAUGGUGAAUGGCACUUUGUAAGAAAAUAUGAAAGAGAAAUGUGUAGUAGAUCAAUUUCAUUGUAGUACUGGGUUUAUGUCCUGGCUCAGUAUUUUACCUUAAGACUAAAAUGAAAUGUUUUUUACUAGUACAGUAUGGGAUAUAAUUAUUCAUCAGUCAUGAGUCAAUCAAACUAAUUCCUUUGGUUUGUGGACCAUCGUUGUCUGUUUAAUAAUGAUAUUAAUCAGAAUAAUAACAAUAUUGAGGUUCGUGUUGAUCCAACACUGGUCUAAGGAGGGUGUAGCAGCCAGGACUGUCCUCCAAGUCAUCAUUUGAAAUCAUUUGAAACGUUACCUGCUGUUGCAGACCUGCUGCACUUUUUUUAUGAAGUGCUCAUUUAAAACACUCAAUGCUCUUUGUUUUCCAUGGUCCUUGCAUAAAGUGCUACUUUUUGCAGUUUGCACAUUGAAGCCUGAUGGGAUGUGAUGGAUGUAAUACUACUGUCAUCUGUAUGAUGAAGAGAACUAUUUAUUUUUUAAUAACUUCAAAUAAUCUAGAGGCUUCAUUCUUCUGUCUCAGGCAGAAUUCUUAUAUAUUAUUAUAGUGUAUUUGAAGUCCAAACCUAACAGUUAAUUUCCUCUCCACUGAGGAAACUGUGGCGUACUCAAACACAGAUGUAUGAAGACAGCCUUGUUUUCCCAUGAUAGACAUGUUUUAUUUUACUGGACUGUGUUGGAGAUUUACAUGUUCUUGUAUUUUGUAAAGCUGAAAUGAAGAGCUUUAUUCUGCAUAUCUGUACUCAACGCUACACAUUAUACACCUGUUAAAUGAUCUUUGUCAUUGAUGUGAAGUGUCUGUGGAAAAAAAAGCAGUUGUGUUCUAGUGCUUCUCAUACUUAUGUUUGGUUUUCCACACAAAACUGGUGAGGACACCUCAAAGUGUUUUUUUUUAAAUAAACCUAGAAGAUAAUCA